Glarea lozoyensis ATCC 20868 is the source of this 1188-nucleotide messenger RNA. RefSeq names its product Glycosyl hydrolase family 6, cellulase. NCBI's taxonomy places the organism in Eukaryota, Fungi, Ascomycota, Leotiomycetes, Helotiales, Helotiaceae. The transcript is spliced from 4 exons. The record is from RefSeq and is a predicted model, not a curated record. Gene Ontology annotation, biological process: cellulose catabolic process. The coding region runs from base 1 to 1188 and encodes 395 amino acids. Gene Ontology annotation, molecular function: hydrolase activity, hydrolyzing O-glycosyl compounds.
AUGAAGUAUUCUUUUGGAUUAGUAGCCCUUGCGGCUUUUGCAACUGCAGCACCAACAGAGGUUGAGAAGGAGGCCGCCAAGAUCGCACCACGCGCUGCUUGCACUACUGCUGUUAAGCUUGCUGCUGGUUCCAACCCUUUCUCCGGAAAGAAGUUCUACGCCAAUGAGUACUAUGCUGGAGAAGUUGCCGCUGCCGCAGCACAAAUGAGCGAUUCUUCAAUGGCUGCUAAGGCCGCGAAGGUUGGACAAGUUGGAAGUUUCUUGUGGAUCGAUACCAUCGCCAGAGUCCCACUGGUUGCCGAUACUCUUAGCAAAGUCGCUUGUGGAGAGAUUGCUCAGAUCGUCGUCUACGAUCUUCCAGGACGUGAUUGCGCCGCCAAGGCCUCCAACGGAGAGCUUGCUGUUGGAGAGAUCUCCAGAUAUAAGUCAGAGUACAUUGACCCAAUUGCUGCUGCCAUCAAGGCCAACCCAAAUGUUGCCGUGGCCUUGUUGAUUGAGCCUGAUUCCCUUCCUAACUUGGUUACAAAUGCCAACUUGACCACCUGCCAAGCAUCCAAAUCUGGCUACGAGGAGGGUGUCGCAUACGCAUUGAAGACUCUCAAUCUUCCAAACGUUGCCAUGUACAUCGAUGCCGGUCACGGAGGAUGGCUCGGAUGGGAUGCCAACCUUAAGCCUGGAGCUGAGGGUAUUGCCAAGGUCUACAAGGCUGCCGGUUCCCCAAAGCAAGUCUUUGGUUUCGCUACCAAUGUUGCCGGAUGGAACGCAUUCCAACAAACUCCAGGAGAAUUCUCCACCGCGACUGACGCCAAGUACAACAAGUGCCAGGACGAGAAGCGAUAUGUCAACGCCUUCGCUCCUCUCCUCAAGACCGCCGGUAUGCCCAACCACGCCAUCGUCGAUACCGGACGCAACGCCGUCACUGGUCUCCGUCUCGCAUGGGGAGAUUGGUGCAAUGUCAUCGGAGCCGGUUUCGGUGUCCGACCAACCACCACUACCAACGACGCUCUCGUCGACGCCUUUGUCUGGGGCAAGCCAGGAGGAGAGUCUGACGGUGUCAGCGACCCAGAUGCUGAUCGUUAUGAUUCUUUCUGUGGUCACGAGGAUGCAUUCAAGCCAUCCCCACAAGCUGGUCAAUGGAACCAGGCCUACUUCGAGCAGCUCCUUGCCAACGCCAAGCCACCAUUCUAA